Messenger RNA from Cyclocybe aegerita, 1380 nucleotides. Lineage: Eukaryota; Fungi; Basidiomycota; Agaricomycetes; Agaricales; Hemipholiotaceae. The record is from the annotation of a GenBank genome assembly.
AUGCCAUCCUCGUUGUCCUCCCUUCCUCAAGAGUUGCUAAUCGAGAUCAUGACCCAUCUCGACAGUCGUUCCAUCCUUCAGAUGGCGCUUAGCUGCCGUUCUUUUCAUGCAGUCUUCCAGUCAACUCCCAUCCGCUACAUCUAUGAGCUUGGAAUGGAUUCUAUGCAGGACGCUGGAUCUGGCAAAUCGACUGAUGAGCUACUUGUUCUCCUGCGAGAUUCCACCAAACUACCAACCUAUCAAGCAAUCUGCAGGAAUAUUGGCGGGGCUGUUGAGAAUGAUAUUCUAGUCAUCUAUCUGCCAUCGUCCACCCAACCUAGUCACACCAUCCGCAACCCGAUCGGCACACACUGUAUCCAGGAUUUCGCUAUCGAUGCCAAUCAGGAUCUGAUCAUUCUGGCAGAAUACCCGCAAGUCUACCUUUCCCGCAUCAGUCUUCACUGCCGCACGAUCUCGACAAACGAAGUCCAUCCCAAUGCAAUCCCAGGCGGUAUCCUUGAAUUCGAGAUACAUGAUAAACACUGGGAACGCCAGCUGCUCUCGAUGAAGGUUUCGCUCGCAGAUGAUGUCGUGGCACUUUGUGGGUCGUGGCGCGAGGGUUUGAACCACCUGCUGCUUUGGAAUUGGACCACGGGCCUGCUCCUCUUUAAUUCAUUCGAGGAUGUGCUGCCAAGGCGUUCCAUGAACCUGAACCUCGAGUUCGACUUCCUCCGUCAGGACGCAUUUCUCCUGGCAUCACCAAGCUUGAGUGGCCAGAUACUCAUCUACCGUUUCUCCCCUACGACGCCCGGAAUACCCGUACACGUCGCCUCGUUUGGGCUGCCACCCACUGCACCGCUGGCCGGGAUGCUCUUCAUACAUUCGCCUGAGCCCCGGGUGCUCACCUUUUUCAUUAACUAUCGUCGUGAAUCCUACUUGUUAUUCGUCUGGAGUUCGACGUUCCUAAGGUACAUGUACGCAACUGGCGCCAGCGAAGCACAGGAUAUGCCAUGGGAAACGUGGGGUGAGACGGAGAGUCGGUUUAUGAAAGUGAACACUGAGGGUGGAAGGCGUCGAAACCUUCAUGGAAGCGAUGCUAUCAACGCUUGUGGCAGCCGUGUUAUUCACGGAUUUCCUGACAGAACAAGCAUUGAGGUGAUGGAUUUCUCGAGCACUCAGGCAUGUCUCGCAUCUCCUAUCUGCAGGCGGUAUGGAUCAGACAAUCCUACCAUUGUGCCGCGUAAAGAGGUAUUCACCCAAGACGUCGUGACUCGCCUCCCACAUUGGGCAGUCUCGAAGGUGAUGGAGAGGAAAUCAGACACGUAUAUGAUCGACGAGGAACGCAUUAUAGCACUCCACGUAGGUCAUUUCCUGCACUUCGUCAUCAAACCUAUCUAUUGA